Messenger RNA from Parastagonospora nodorum SN15, 1579 nucleotides. RefSeq lists its product as hypothetical. Gene Ontology annotation, cellular component: endoplasmic reticulum; COPII-coated ER to Golgi transport vesicle; endoplasmic reticulum membrane. The transcript is spliced from 3 exons. The record is from RefSeq and is a predicted model, not a curated record. Lineage: Eukaryota; Fungi; Ascomycota; Dothideomycetes; Pleosporales; Phaeosphaeriaceae. Gene Ontology annotation, biological process: retrograde vesicle-mediated transport, Golgi to endoplasmic reticulum; endoplasmic reticulum to Golgi vesicle-mediated transport. The coding region runs from base 524 to 1579 and encodes 351 amino acids.
CAAUGAUAUUGCGGGUCUAGCACAAGGGGUGCUAUACAUUCCUUCACUACACGCGUUCUAGCAAAACAACCACUGCAAACGCAAUUGGCAAGCCCAGAACUCGGAGCUCUACAGGUGCCGAACCACACUUUCGCAGCACACGCUUUCCCCGCUGUCGCACUGAGACUCAUCUGCACCACGAGAGCCUCUCGACCUUUACUAUCUCUUCGAACCACUCAAUUAUCUCUUCGCCUCAACUACCCUGCAGCGGUAGCCCUCCACAAUGCCAGGCCAAGUCCCGUUUCAACAGGCUCGACGCCAUUCACCAAAACAGUCGAAGAUGCGCGCGUGCGCACCACAUCCGGCGGUAUCGUCACAAUAGUGAGCUUGUUGGUCAUCUUCUACUUGACUUGGGGAGAAUGGGCAGACUACAGACGAGUGAUAGUGCGGCCGGAGUUGGUGGUCGAUAAGGGCAGAGGCGAGCGCAUGGAGAUCAGCUUGAACAUAACGUUCCCGCGGGUCCCUUGCGAGCUGAUCACGCUCGAUGUCAUGGAUGUGUCUGGAGCAGCUGCAGAUGGGCGUCACGCACGGCAUCAACAAGGUCCGCUUGAGUCCUGAGAUUGAGGGUAGCACCGUUCUUUCGACCACGGCGCUGGAUCUGCACAAGGACGAGGCGCAACAUCUCGCCCCCGAUUACUGCGGAGAAUGCUACGGCGCACCGUCUCCCACCAAUGCGAUCAAGGCCGGCUGCUGUAACACUUGCGACGAGGUCCGCGACGCAUACGCUUCGAUAUCAUGGUCUUUUGGUCGCGGCGAGGGUGUCGAGCAGUGUGAGCGUGAACACUACGCCGAGCACCUCGACCAACAGCGACAGGAGGGAUGCCGUCUCGAGGGCAGCAUUCGCGUCAACAAGGUCGUUGGAAACUUCCACAUUGCGCCUGGAAAGUCGUUCUCUACUGGCAACAUGCACGUGCACGACCUCGAGAACUACUUCAAGGACGAAUAUUCGCACACGUUCACCCACAAGAUCCACCACUUGCGCUUCGGUCCUCAAUUGAGCAACGCGGUCAUUGCAGACAUGCAGAAGAAGCACCAGAACACCGGCCCGGGAGGAUGGACUAGCCACCAUAUCAACCCUCUCGAUAAUACCGAGCAACAGACGAGCGAGAAGGCCUACAACUUCAUGUACUUCGUCAAGGUCGUGUCGACUGCCUACCUGCCCCUUGGCUGGGAGAAGGAGGCCCCUCGCCUUACUAAGCACGACGAGCUCCUUGGUUCGACCAUCGAAGGCAACUACAAGGGCAGCAUUGAGACCCACCAGUACUCUGUCACCAGCCACAAGAGGAGUCUUGCCGGUGGGAACGAUGAGAAAGAGGGCCACAAGGAGCGCAUCCACGCCAAGGGUGGAAUUCCGGGUGUCUUUUUCUCUUAUGACAUCUCACCGAUGAAGGUCAUCAACCGCGAAGUCCGUGACAAGACUUUCUCGGGCUUCCUCGUUGGUUUGUGCGCUGUGAUUGGCGGCACGCUCACUGUUGCGGCUGCUGUUGAUCGCGCACUGUACGAGGGCGUCAACAAGAUCAAGAAGAUCCACUCCCAGUAG